CCUUACAGGCUCUCACCCUCACUUGGUGCGCACCGUCCCGUCUCUUGCUCAUCGGGCCUGCAGUGCCUUGCCGCUUUCCGUCACGCGCAACCCGCCGACCGGAGAAUGGAGUUGGACACGAUUCUGAAUCAGAGAUUAACAGCAUCCCUAGGAAACGGAGCGCUCACCAUGCAACACGCAAUGCAACCCCAGCACUUCGGUGCACCGCCGUCCUACCUUAAUGGCGGCCACAUCAAGUCGGAGAACGGCUCGGAGCGUGGCGUGUCGCCUCACCCGUCAGACUCGUCGCGCUACUCGUCGCAACAACCGCAGCAGCAACUCCCCUCGUAUCCCUCGAUCCCCCAACAGCACAUGAACGGCCUGCGCUACCCCUCGCCCUCGCAAAUGCAGGCGCCCAUGCCCAUGCUCAACAACAGUAAUUACAUUCCCAACCCGCCAGACCACGCGUACGCGCAGCAGCAGCAGCAGAUGGCGGACGCGCAGGUCCAACACCAACACAACGGUGGGCGCCCCGCAUCGGACACGGGUCCACCUAAGGCCUUCGCGUGCUCGACUUGUGGUAAAGGCUUCGCGCGACGCAGUGACCUCGCACGUCAUGAACGUAUCCACAGCGGUAUCCGCCCUCACGUGUGCGACUACCCCAACUGCGGCAAGCAGUUCAUCCAGCGCUCCGCCCUGACGGUUCACCAACGUGUCCACACUGGCGAGAAGCCUCACAUGUGCGAGCGAUGCGGAAAGCCUUUCAGUGAUUCUAGUUCGCUGGCCCGUCACCGUCGCAUCCACUCCGGCAAGCGCCCGUACAAGUGCCCAUACGCCGACUGCCAGAAGACUUUUACGCGUCGUACUACCUUGACCCGUCACCAGAAUCACCACACCGGUACUGUUGAAGAGGCCGCUGCCGCCACUGCUGCUGCGCUCGCAUCGCGUGCCUCUGCCUCGAGCAGGACUGGCCGCUCUGACGGUGGUGACUACUCCGAGACAGCAUCACCGCUCGGUACGCCCUCCCCUAACGACCGCACACUCUCCCUCUCGCCCGCAAAUGGUAUGCCUGCUGGUGGCAUGCCUGGCCUGCACCGCCAGGGCUCUGACUACGCCUACAUGGGCGGUAUGAACGUUCCUCCUCACAUGCGUCACGAGAUGCCCCAGCCUAGCCCUCGUGCGUCCCCCGCACUCACAGCUCAGUCGUACGCAUCCAACGUGAGCGGCUCUCGCCCAGCGAUUACCUCGCACCCGAGCGCUUACGGCCCACCGCCGAUUCUUGAGCCUCCUGCGUCCGCAAACCACAACCAGUCCGGAGGCACCACCAGCGCCAACGGCAGCCCUCACAUGUCCGCCAUGGGCUGGCAAUCACCUGGUCAACAGGCUCUCCCCUCUCCUGGAGCUCAAGACAACAACUACGUCUACCCAGAGCCCCAGUAUCAAGCACAAAACGGCAUGUACUACCAGCAAAACAACAUCCGUCGGCCCAACAGCACCGAACCGGACCACUACAACCCCAACCACCGGGAGAUGGGCAACGGAAUUCUUCCCAUCUCCGGGUUGAGGUUAUCUGGCGGCGGUUUUUCAUGGGUUUCUCGUCCAUCCCUCUCUCCAUCGGGAGCUCGAGACGGGAUGGCAGGCGUUGGGCGUGCCUCAUACACACCAAGACCGGCAAGGGCGUCCUGGCUUGUUCCGUUUUGUCUUGUUUUUCAUAUGCACCGGCAAAUCUCUCUAGACUGCCUCGCAUUACGUCUAUCCACGUCUCUCCUGCAUGCCCAUUUUACCCCAGCUUGCCACAACCCACGCUGCCACACCUUGCCAUUCUCACCAUCGCUGGGCAAUCAAUUCCGACGACAAUCCGCGCUGUUGAUUGCUUGCGCUCACGGAAAUUACGUCGCGAACAUGAGUAAAAUCGCGAGAUCGGUCAAGAACGUGACCAAGGGGUACAGCCAAGUCGAGGUCAAGGUCCGCAAUGCGACCAGCAACGACCCAUGGGGCCCGGUCGGGUCUGACAUGGCCGAGAUCGCUCAAAUCACCUUCAAUAGCUCGACCGACUUCUAUCAGGUCAUGGACAUGCUCGACAAGCGACUCAACGACCGAGGCAAGAACUGGCGUCACGUCCUCAAGUCGCUGAAGGUGCUUGACUACUGUCUCCACGAAGGCUCAGAGCUCGUCGUAACGUGGGCGCGCAAGAACAUCUACAUCAUCAAGACAUUGCGCGAGUUCCAGCACACCGACGAGGAUGGUCGCGAUGUCGGCCAGAACGUUCGAAUGGCAGCUAAAGAGCUGACUUCGCUCAUCCUCGACGAAGAGCGCCUGCGCGCCGAGCGAGCCGACAGGAAAUCGUGGAAAUCGCGGGUAACGGGCAUCGAAGAGUACCCCGGUGGAGGCCACCACGGUUCAGAUGGCGGGGAGAGAGCCACGCGCCCGCGCAACGGUGAACAGCGUCGCAACCGUAGAACGGAAGAAGAAGAUCUCGAGCUGAGACUAGCGCUUGAGGCAAGCAAGAACGAGGCAGAGGAGGAGAAGAAGCGCCGUGAACGUGGGGCCAGAGUCGAAGACACCGACGAUGACUUGGAAAAGGCCAUCAAGCUGAGCAAAGAGGAGGAGGAGCUGCGCCGGAAGGAACUCGAGCAGACUAAUGCCGACCUACUUUUUGGCGAAACCACCGCACAGCCGAACACCUACCAGCCCACGGGCAACAACCAGGGAUACCAGCAGCAGGGCCAAGUGGACUGGUUCGGUAACCUGAUGGACCAGAACCAGCAGCAGCCUCAGAACACUGGCUUCCUCAACAACGCAUACUCACAGCCCACGGGCAUGCAGCCUCAGCAAACUGGCUUCCAGAAUGGUUUCGGCGGCUACGGUGGCUUCCAACAGCAGCCCCAAAUGCCACAACCUACCGGCUUUGAUCAGUUCGGCGCUCAGCAGCAACAGCAGCAGCAAUACAUGCAGCCCCAACACACGAUCCAACCUCAGCAAACCUCGUUCAACAACAACCCUUAUGGUCAAUUUGGAGGUGGAGGCUUUGGUGACAUGGGUCAGCAGCAACAGCAACAACCGCAGCAGGAGCAGAAUGCACUCCAGCCCGGCAGUCAUAACCCGUGGGCAAGCAACCAGACUCAAGAGUCGCUCAAGCCGCAGCCCACUGGCUCCAAUAACCCAUUCGCUCAGUCUUUCAACCGACCGCAGCCCACUCAGACCUUCACGCAACCGACGUUGAACACGUUGAGCGAGCAGAAGACCCAGACCCAGUUCAACAACACCUCGUUCAACCCUCCAGUAUCCUUCUCUCCUGCACCGGCAGCGCAACCACAGCAGCAGCAGCAGCAGCAGCAGCAGCAGCCACAGGCGCCACAAAAAGAGAUGGACCCGACCGCAGCCAGACUCAACGCGCUUCUUGCAACAGGCGAAGGUCAGGACACUUUCGGCAACGUUGGAAACAUGCGUAUACCAGCUCAGCACACAGCUCCUGGGACGUUCGUCAACUCGGCUGGUGCGGGCUUGAACCGGGUCAACGCCAACGCUACCGGUAACAACCCGUUCUUGAACUCUCAGUUCACCGGCAUGCCCCAGCAAAACCGCAUGAUGCCUGCGGCAACUGGCCCAGCGAGCAACUUUGGCGCCAACCCUUACGGCAGCGCGAAUCCGUUCGGUGCUCAGCCUCAGCAGCAGCAGCAACCCCGUCAGCCUGGUGCCAACAACCUAAUAGACUUAUAG
Alternaria rosae is the source of this 3699-nucleotide messenger RNA. RefSeq lists its product as uncharacterized. The record is from RefSeq and is a predicted model, not a curated record. Gene Ontology annotation, biological process: actin filament organization; endocytosis. Gene Ontology annotation, cellular component: plasma membrane; endosome; clathrin vesicle coat. Gene Ontology annotation, molecular function: phospholipid binding; clathrin binding. The annotation marks the transcript as partial. Lineage: Eukaryota; Fungi; Ascomycota; Dothideomycetes; Pleosporales; Pleosporaceae. The transcript is spliced from 9 exons.